This is a messenger RNA of Gadus macrocephalus (Pacific cod), 1138 nucleotides long. RefSeq names its product golgi transport 1Bb (gene golt1bb). The coding region runs from base 133 to 549 and encodes 138 amino acids. NCBI's taxonomy places the organism in Eukaryota, Metazoa, Chordata, Actinopteri, Gadiformes, Gadidae. Gene Ontology annotation, biological process: endoplasmic reticulum to Golgi vesicle-mediated transport; retrograde transport, endosome to Golgi. The transcript has 5 exons. The record is from RefSeq and is a predicted model, not a curated record. Gene Ontology annotation, cellular component: membrane; endoplasmic reticulum.
GCGAGUCUCUGUGGUUCCGGAAGACGUGGCGCCAGCUUUGCUAGCUAGUUGGUUGUGUACUGUGGCUGAGAACUUCAUCUGUAACUUGAUAAUAGUUUUAUUUCUGUGAUUUGCCUAUCCAUCGCGUCCAAUAUGAUUUCCCUCACAGAUUCGCAAAAAAUUGGAAUGGGGCUCACGGGGUUCGGUGUGUUCUUCCUCUUCUUUGGCAUGAUGCUGUUCUUUGAUAAAGCUCUUCUUGCCAUUGGAAACAUCCUGUUUGUCGCAGGGCUGUCUUUCGUCAUCGGCUGGGAAAGGACCUUCAGAUUCUUCUUCCAGAAACACAAAAUAAAAGCCACAAGCUUCUUUCUCGGGGGCGUGUUAGUGGUUCUGAUUGGCUGGCCAAUCAUUGGAGUUGUGUUAGAGAUCUAUGGUUUCUUCCUCUUAUUCAGGGGCUUCUUCCCAGUGGCUGUAGGCUUCAUCAGGCGGGUGCCUGUCCUCGGAUCCAUACUAAAUUUACCAGGAAUUAGUACUUUGGUGGACAAAGUGGGAGAGAGCAACACUAUGGUAUAACACAGUCUCUUUUUAUGUAUAAAGUAAAUUAUGAUGUAACUGAUCCUCGUAGCUAUAGCCAAGUGCUGCUAGGGUAGGAAAAUGCCAAAACUCUCAGUCCAGGAGGGGAGAAGGCAUUUUUCAUAAAACACUUUGCAAUGUCUUCAAGGAGAUUCCACCAUUGAAUGAAAUUGGAUCAUAAUCUUACUGCCAGUGGACAUUGUUAAAAAAGGAGUCGGUUUGUAAUGGCGGAUGGCAAUUGUCUUUUGUACACUAAAAUGGGACUGCUGGGACCAAGCGCUAGGCUAGGCUGGAACAGAGGAGGGUGGGAGGGAGCUGUGACCGCCAUUCCAACCAAUAGACAAGUUACUGAGACAGCGUUUGUAGAUGCCUGUUACCGACAAGACAUGUUACUGGAUUUGCAAUUAUUAUUAUUAUUUUAAUUUUUUUAUCCUGCUUGUGACCACUGUUAAAAAUAAUUCCUUUGUUGACAUUUUUCAAACAUUUUCUAUUUAAAUACAUGACAAAAGCUCUGUCGGAGAGAACUGUUUUACUUGAUGUAACUUUUGUAAAGUUCCUGUUUGGAAUAAAGUGCAUUAUUUCCUUUGUA